GAUACCAACCUCAUUUGGGAUUUGGCACAUCGUGGCAUUGUACACUUGUUGACAAGAAGAUCUAAAUUAGCAGGAGACCUAGGAACCAUCGCCCUCCCCAAAGGUUAAAAACAAUUUUUGCCAGCAAAGCUAUGGGCGUUUGUUGAAAGAAAGCCCAUCAAAAUAUCUUUUUGCCCUUCUCUAUUUGCUCUAUUCUAUCUUCUUCUGUUCCUUUCUCUCAUUUCAAGCUGCUUUUAACCUUCUCGAUCAAAAUCAACAACGUUAAAAUUCUGAAAGCCCAGAGCGUUCCCUAGAAAUUGGAGAAAUGGCUCUUAAACUUGGCAUUAAUCCCCACAAGAUGUCCUCUUUUCCAGGUUAUCAGCUCAGAUCUCACAAAGUUUCCAUGGCUUCAACUAUUCAUUCUCCAUCAACGGAAUUGGGGAAUUCGAAAAAGCCAUUUACCCCUCCCCGUGAGGUGAACACCCAGAUCACCCACCCCUUAGCCCCCGAGAAGCGGGAGAUCUUCACCUCCCUCCACAAGUGGGCCGAGGACAACAUCCUCGUCCUUCUCAAGCCCGUCGAGAAAUGCUGGCAGCCCAAUGACUUCCUCCCAGAUUCUUCCUCCGAUGGCUUCGAGGAACAGGUCCGGGAGCUUCGGGACAGAGCCCGUAGCCUCCCGGACGAUUAUUUCGUCGUGUUGGUGGGAGACAUGAUAACUGAGGAGGCCCUACCGACCUACCAGACGAUGCUCAACACGCUCGAUGGGGUUCGGGACGAGACUGGGGCGAGCCUAACCCCUUGGGCCGUGUGGACCCGAGCAUGGACGGCCGAGGAGAAUAGGCACGGCGAUUUGCUCAACAAGUACCUUUAUCUCACUGGCCGUGUCGACUUGAAGGAGAUCGAGAAGACAAUUCAGUAUCUCAUUGGGUCUGGGAUGGACCCACGCACGGACAACAACCCGUACCUGGGCUUCAUUUACACGUCCUUCCAAGAGCGAGCCACAUUCAUCUCCCAUGGGAACACAGCCAGGCUGGCUAAGGAGCAUGGGGACCUCAAGCUGGCCCAGAUCUGCGGGAUAAUAGCGGCUGACGAGAAGAGGCACGAGACGGCCUACACGAAGAUUGUUGAGAAGCUGUUUGAGAUCGACCCGGAUGGCACAGUUUUGGCACUAGCCGACAUGAUGAAGAAGAAGAUUUCGAUGCCGGCCCACCUUAUGUAUGAUGGUAAGGAUGACACAUUGUUCGACCAUUUCUCGUCAGUGGCACAGAGGCUUGGGGUUUACACGGCUAAGGACUAUGCUGACAUACUUGAGUUUUUGGUGGGACGAUGGGAGGUGGACAAGCUGACGGGCCUGUCUGGGGAGGGACGCAAGGCCCAAGAGUACGUGUGUGGGCUGACUCCGAGGAUCAGGAGGCUGGAAGAGAGGGCCAGGGCCCGGGCCAAGGAGGGGGAGCCCGUGCCUUUCAGCUGGGUGUUUGGGAGGGAGGUCAGGAUUUGAUAUCCAUGAUAUUGAUUGUGGGUGUUUGUUUUUUACAUGUGUUUUUUGACUUAUGAGAUCCAUAAGUCUGUUUGGGAAUGUAGAUGCUUUGGGUGUUUUUGCUGUGUGUUGGAUUUAUGAAGACCAAAAUGUGGAUGAUCAUUUUGUUUUAUAGUUUGGUUGGCUGCAGAAAAUAUGUGCUUUUUUUUUUAUAUACUAGCCAUAUGCUCAAACGAAAAUAAAUUUUAUAAGUUGUUUG
Messenger RNA from Striga asiatica, 1715 nucleotides. The record is from the annotation of a GenBank genome assembly. Lineage: Eukaryota; Viridiplantae; Streptophyta; Magnoliopsida; Lamiales; Orobanchaceae.